Molecule: messenger RNA, 1369 nt
Organism: Danio rerio (zebrafish)
Lineage: Eukaryota; Metazoa; Chordata; Actinopteri; Cypriniformes; Danionidae
Source: RefSeq, a predicted model, not a curated record
AAGUACGACGCAACAUUUUCACGCUGCAUUGCGUUCUUCACAUCCUGACCGCUCCAUGAGGACAUCCCGACUUCCCAACUUUAUCCCACGGCGUGACAAGCAGACAGAGGAGGCGUGGUAUCUGACGUCACUCGGGCUGAACCGUACUACAGCACUAGUCUGGCUGGAUGUCUGACUCAGCCACGCAGGUUGUUUGGGGGAAUAUAUUUUAAACGCACGUUUUUAUUAAAAAGACCGUAAAAUGCUCGCUCCUUGCUCUUGUUUUGGACUACGCGCAUCCUUUGUUUCGGGCGGUUUGAGGAAGUGCGACAGGAGGUUUUGAGGUGUUUAUCAAGAAGAUGUCCAAGGCUCUUGCUCUCUCAUUUUAUAUAUAGACUGAAAAUGUCAUCUUUCUGACCACACCUGCAAAUGAACUCAGAGGUUACUUCAAUAAAUGGUACAUUUUUCUAUGUGGACUAGUGCCAACGCUGCAGAAAAAGCCCAGCGUCCCGAUUCCAGGUCACUGUGUCCCCAAAUUAAUGCUGCCACUCUCCAGCACCCGCCACCCAAUCGGUCUGUUUCUCCUGUUCUCCCCAUGGGGCUGAAUUUUGCAUUCUCUGACCCUGUUUGUAACUAAUUCCAAAAAAGUUUUUACUUUUUCUUAAUAGACUAAAUUUAGAACUGCGCAAUAACAGCCCAACACAUGGUACUGUUGGAGUUUUAACCCUUACAAGAAACUCAAGCUGAAUGUCGAUGAGCUCUCAGGAUUUAACCCAAGGACUGUUCAAGUGAGUUAGCACUCAGGAUUUUAAACCAGGUCAGUUUUAAACAAGCAUCAACUCCAGAAAAGCCACCAGAGCGCUCAUGUGAAAAGUAAAUCAUGAGCUCUGACAGUUUUUUCCAGUACCGUGCACUGUUCGAGUACAAACAGGAGCGGGGCGACGAUAUCUCUCUGCAGCCUGGUGAUCUGCUCACCGUCAGUAAGAUGGCACUGCUGGCAUCUGAGUAUCAGGAAGGCGAUGAAAAGUGCCCCAAAGGCUGGCUGCAUGGAACCAACGAACGCACUAAAGAGAAGGGCAACUUCCCUGGCACCUUUGUGGAGUAUGUUGGGGUCGUGAGGACAGGCCUUACUUCAGGAAAGCCCUGGCCAAGACCUGUGCCACCAACACCUGUAGGGCCUCAGCCUCCAGGGGCUUCAGCUUCAGAGGGCCCCUGUGGAAAGGCAGAUGUUGUGGAGCAGUGUGCUCUGCCUGACCCGUCCCCAGUUGUGGUGCUUCGGCUGACGGAGGCUCUGGAGAGACUAGACUGGGAGAAUGAGCCACUGUACCGAUCUGGCCAGGCCUCCACUGGACCUCCAGAAUUACUUCAGGCUUUGGAAACAGGUCAGUAA